AUGGACUCGUCGCCCCGCACAAAGGCACACGACCGCCCUGCCUCUGCCUCUGGGGAUCCCGACACGUCCACCACCAAGAGACCCUCCUCCCAGUCCCAGCUCCUGCCGCCCCUCGAGCUGCUGUCGUCGUCGCCAGGACUGCCGGGACUGCCCAAUGUCCCUUCAAGACGCCAGAGCCGCCCUCUUUCGGCCCCAAAGGCCCCAUCUGGUGCCAGCAACAAUGACUACCUGAAGUAUCCCACCCCUGUGCCCACAUCCAGCACCGGCAUCUUGUCCUCGUCUCCCCCACGCGUCCACCCUCAGCCACGGCUCCAACGCGCACCCAGCACCGUGUCUGAACGUGCCCCUCUGUCUGCUGUGCCCUCCGUCGAGCUCAACGAGAACGGUGACACCCUCCGCAUGGGCAGGUCUAGCAAUUCGUCCGAUUAUCAGCUCUCCGCCAACCGCCUCAUCAGUCGCGUCCACGUCAAGGCCAGAUAUGUCCCCGCUACCGUCCCUCUGCAGCCCAACAAGAUCGAGAUCGAAUGCAAUGGCUGGAACGGCCUCAAGCUGCAUUGCCAGGGCAGGACCUAUGAGAUGCACAAGGGUGAGGUGCUCUCCUUCGAGACCGAGGGCGUCGAGAUCAUGCUCAACGUCCAGGAUGCACGCGUCCUGUUGCAUUGGCCUAAGAGGGAUGCGAGGGACGGGCUUGCGGAUCUGGGCUGGGAGGACUCACCUCCGCGCUCGGUACGGAAUGGAGCACCUCAGCUAGGAGGUGGUAGUCCACGCCUCGGAAGUGGUGCUGGUCUUGGCUUGCUGCAGUCUAGUCCCCUGCACAGGACGACGCGUAUCACGUCCCCGGAGUCGCCCACUCCUGCACACACGUCUUUGCAGCACAUCAUGUCUGAUGGGGUUCCUAGCAACUCGCAGCACAGCAGCAUCCUGUCGGACUUGCCCAGCAUCAGCGACAGAGAAAAGAGCGUCGAGAUAUAUGAAGAUGAGGAUGCGGGAGAGCAGGACAUGUCCGCAAAGGCUGGAUCGAUUGGUGACCAGAGUUUCAUGACCGACGUCAACAACAGCUUCUCCAGCGACUUGAGCGACGUCAACUCGGACGAAGAGGAUGAGAACUAUCCUAACGAGGAGAAUGAUCCCAUUGUCCACUCUUUCGGUCCCUUUGGUGCCAACCUCAACAGCCGUAUGGCGAUGACUUCCUUCCACGUCGACUCGCCUAAGCGCCGUCGACUUGGAUCUGGCGGCUUUGCAUCGCCCCGAGUCAAUGGCACCCGUAGAGGGUCGUCGGGUCCAGACGCGUCUAAUCCACUUUUAUCUGGCAAGUCCGCAUCAACAUCUCGAGAAGCGAGUAUCGGCCAUAAAGCGUCGCACACGCCUACGCCGGAUAGUAACGGGCACGAGGCGCUCAUGCAUGCAGAGAAAGACAAGGAGACUCAACCUGAUAUAAGCCACCUCGACGUUGCGACCAUCACCAACCAUGUUGUCAACCAGCUAGCCUUCUCACGACUGUCAUCCACGCCUCUAUCCACCAUCAUGGCGAAUCUCCCUGCCGAAGAGAAGAAAGACCUGCUCCGUCACCACUUGAAGUUCAUCGUCGAGACUGCUACUUGUAUCGGUACUAUUGAGCGCGAGGGCAAGGAUGCCGACGGCAAGCCGCUGGAGAGUCAGUACUACUACAUCCCCGAAAAGGAUGAUGAUGAGCACAGGCGAGCGGCGGUGGUGGACGGGUUGAGGAAGCCCACGCUGAGGAAUUGCCGGAAACACCAUGUGCAAUAUUACUGGAAGAGACCACGGACACCAUGA
This is a messenger RNA of Diaporthe amygdali, 1794 nucleotides long. RefSeq lists its product as uncharacterized. Bases 1 to 1794 code for a protein of 597 amino acids. NCBI's taxonomy places the organism in Eukaryota, Fungi, Ascomycota, Sordariomycetes, Diaporthales, Diaporthaceae. The transcript is spliced from 2 exons. Gene Ontology annotation, molecular function: protein binding. The record is from RefSeq and is a predicted model, not a curated record.